This is a messenger RNA of Phaedon cochleariae (mustard beetle), 1473 nucleotides long. NCBI's taxonomy places the organism in Eukaryota, Metazoa, Arthropoda, Insecta, Coleoptera, Chrysomelidae. The record is from the annotation of a GenBank genome assembly.
AUGGCUUUAUCCAGUUUACUCAAUGGUUUGUGUCCACCAUGGGUCAGGCAUAAGGUUGAUUUGCGAGGGGUCCUGGACAUGACCGCCACGGAGAACACCAUCCGUUUCAGUGUCCACACCCUGGACAAGGCGACCAAGGCCAAAGUCACCCUAGAAAAUUAUUACAGUAAUCUGAUAGCCCAACAUGUGGAGAGGAAACAAAGGUUAGCAAAAUUAGAAGAAUCCAUGAAAGACGACAGCCUAUCGGAGGAACAGAAACACGAAAAGCGACUGCAACACGCUCAGAAAGAAACGGAAUUUCUGAGGUUGAAGCGGUCUCGGUUAGGCGUCGAGGACUUUGAACCUCUCAAGGUCAUCGGACGCGGAGCCUUCGGCGAGGUUAGGCUAGUGCAGAAAAAAGACACGGGUCACGUGUACGCCAUGAAGAUAUUGCGGAAAGCGGACAUGUUGGAAAAGGAACAGGUGGCCCACGUGCGAGCAGAACGAGACAUUCUAGUCGAAGCCGACCAUCAGUGGGUGGUCAAGAUGUACUACAGCUUCCAGGACCCCAUCAACCUCUACCUCAUCAUGGAAUUCCUGCCGGGCGGCGAUAUGAUGACGCUGCUCAUGAAAAAGGACACCCUUUCCGAAGAGUGCACGCAAUUCUACAUCACCGAAACCGCCCUCGCCAUCGACUCGAUACACAAGCUCGGCUUCAUCCACAGGGAUAUCAAGCCGGACAAUCUGCUGUUGGACGCCAAGGGGCAUCUGAAGCUGUCGGAUUUCGGGCUGUGCACCGGGCUGAAGAAGUCCCAUCGGACGGACUUUUACAGGGACUUGAGCCAGGCGAAGCCGUCCGAUUUCAUCUCCUCGUUUCCAGUAAUCACCUCCAGCCCGAUGGACAGCAAACGGCGCGCCGAAAGCUGGAAGAAGAACAGGCGAGCGUUGGCGUACAGCACGGUGGGCACGCCCGACUACAUAGCGCCCGAGGUGUUCCUGCAGACGGGGUACGGCCCUGCCUGCGACUGGUGGUCGCUGGGCGUCAUCAUGUACGAGAUGCUGAUCGGCUAUCCGCCCUUCUGCAGCGAGAAUCCGCAGGACACUUAUCGGAAGGUGAUGAACUGGCGCGAGACGCUGGUGUUUCCCGCCGAGGUGCCCAUCUCCGAGGAGGCCAAAGAUACGAUUAUCAAAUUCUGUUGCGAGGCUGACAGAAGAUUAGGAUCUCAGAAAGGUUUGGACGAUUUGAAGUUGAAUCAGUUCUUCCGCGGCGUCGAUUGGGAGCACAUCAGGGAGAGACCGGCCGCCAUACCUGUCGAGGUGCGGUCCAUAGACGACACCUCGAACUUUGACGAUUUCCCCGAUGUCAAACUAGAAAUUCCUGCCGCCCCGAUGCCUCAGGACGGCGAAAUCAACUACAAGGAUUGGGUCUUCAUAAACUACACCUUCAAGAGGUUCGAAGGUCUCACGCAAAGAGGCACCCCCACGAAAAAGUAG